UAUUCCCUCCCUUUAUCAACUGUAGCAUUCUCUCUCUUUUUCUCCUAUUCAUCUCUUGGACACAGAUACUUCAAAGUCAGGAUCCCAUAGGGAGAAAUAAUGAUGGACCUGAAGGAGUUUUGCUUGAAUGAAAACUUCCAGUUUCUAAACCAGCACAACCUUUUGGAUUCGUCCUCCACUGAUGAUCCACCGUCCCCCUGUGAUCCGCCAGUCAAAGCCGACCCGCUGAGCCCCUCGUUUGGCCUGGACAACAACGCGACACCGUUCAGCCCCAGUAGCAGCUCGGACAGCAGCGGCUACAACCUGUUCUCUGGGAAGCACUCUCUGAACCCGGACUCUCCCAUCAGCUCCAGCUCAAUCUCCAGCAGCAGCGCCCCCGCUCUCUUCAACCCCGUCAGUCACACAGAGUCCAUCGCCUGCUGCGACUACAUCCCAUCACUGAACCCCGGAGCCAAACGCCUGUGUCUGGUCUGCGGGGACUUCGCGUCUGGCUAUCACUACGGCGUCGCGUCCUGUGAGGCGUGCAAGGCCUUCUUCAAAAGAACUAUUCAAGGAAACAUUGAGUACAGUUGUCCUGUGGUGAAUGACUGUGAGAUCACCAAAAGACGGCGGAAGUCAUGUCAAGCAUGCCGAUUUCAGAAGUGCCUGCGUGCUGGCAUGAUGAGAGAGGGUGUGCGCAUGGAUCGUGUGAGAGGUGGCAGACAGAAGUACAAGCGUAGAGUGGAUUCAGGCCUCUCUUUCUUCACCAAAACACCUUACACACAUCCAGGCAAAUCAAUCAGAAACAAAGUGAUUUCUCAGCUCCUCGUUUCUGAACCAGCUCCUCUGCGAGCUUCCCCUGACCCCUCGACCCCUGAUAGUGACCAUAAAACGCUACUGUCCUUAUGUGACCUUUUAAACAGGGAGCUCCUGGUAAUGAUUGACUGGGCAAAACACAUACCAGGAUUCACUGCCCUCUCGUUGGUGGAUCAGAUGGCCUUACUCCAGGGUGGCUGGAUGGAGAACCUGGUUAUGAAUGUUGUUUGGCGUUCUCAGGGCUUGUCCGAUGAGCUGCAGUUUGCAGAGAACCUGCGACUGAAUGAGAGCCAGAGCAAAACCGCAGGUCUGCAUGAUCUCUACGUGGCAUUGCGACAUCUGACCUCCAAAUACCAACAGAUGGGCUUAAACCAGGAGGAAGUGGUCACUCUCAAAGCCAUGACACUGGCUAACUCAGAUGCAGAAAAUGUAGAGGGUGCAGAUGCCGUGCAGUGCUUUCAGGACACGCUCCAUGAGGCCCUGCAGGACUACGAGAGCAAUCAGCGGCCCUCCGAGCCUCAUCGCGCUGGCAGACUGCUCAUGACGCUGCCCCUGUUACGGCAGACGGCCCACAGAGCUGUUCGUUGCUUCUGCUGGCUGCACACAGAGGGACGAAUCCCAAUGCACAAACUCUUUCUGGAAAUGCUGGAUGCCAAGAUCUAGACUAGGAUGGUGUAGAAUGAAGGAAAAGACUGGGAUGGUGGAUCCCCACUAAUGUCAUAAUAGGGCAGCUGAACUUGAAAGGAUAUUAUUUGGUGACUUGUUUAAGGGCAAAGUCCUUUCACAAAUUCAUCAAUAAAUAAAGAAUCUGGAACAGCUCUUUGGAGUAAGGCAGCUAAACUGCACUUGAAGACGAGAGCUUACUAUCACUCUCUGUCUCACUGAAGCACAAUUUGUCUUUUUUACCAUUUAUUUGAUUUAUAUGAAAUUCAAGGAGAUUAUCAUUUGGUAUGGUGUUAGCAAUAGUUUAGAUGUAUUUUUAAUUAUUGAAUUUUUUAGGGUUUUACAUGAUAUAUCAACAUUUUUCAUUUGUACACAAGAUGUCAAUUUAGAUUUGGGGAUUUCAUUAAAAAAAAUUUAAUGGCUUUAUUUUUGCAAAAUAGCAACAGCAAUCAAAAGCUCUCACAAUAAUACAUAUAGUCUGCAAUACUACUGUAUGUCAAGCUAUGGAGCAAUACGCCUUU
Xyrauchen texanus (razorback sucker) is the source of this 1979-nucleotide messenger RNA. Its product is annotated as estrogen-related receptor gamma-like. The transcript is spliced from 7 exons. The record is from RefSeq and is a predicted model, not a curated record. The coding region runs from base 100 to 1458 and encodes 452 amino acids. Gene Ontology annotation, molecular function: DNA-binding transcription factor activity; sequence-specific DNA binding; zinc ion binding. Lineage: Eukaryota; Metazoa; Chordata; Actinopteri; Cypriniformes; Catostomidae. Gene Ontology annotation, biological process: regulation of DNA-templated transcription.